AUGAUCAGAGAAUGGGAGGAUGGCUGUCAGAAGACUGGAAAACAGAGGGCUAGAGAGUUAAGGGCCCAAGAAAGGAAGACUACAGAGGGGAAGUCAAGUAAGAAUGGACCGCCAGUCCAAGUAUUUAAUAUAAGAGAUUCCUUUCAGGAUAAAGGCUCCCUGUGCUGUCAAGAGGAUCUAUGUUCUGCUUCACCAUUGGGGAUAUGGACCAAAUUCUACAAAUCAGACCCACGCAUUGCCCUCGGGAAAUACUCUCCCUUGGAAAAGGAGAUCCUACGUCUAGGUGGCGUUCACACAGUAGCAGCCAGGAGGUUUCUGACUUAUAAGCAAGAGGAAGAAAGGAAAAUGCUCAAGGAACUACAGUUGCUGUCUUCAGACUACAAACAGGCGGUGGAAUAUAAAAAGGAACAUACCCCUUCUUGUGCCACCUGCGGGCCCCUAGAGAAAUUAUGGACGGCGAAGGUGAUGGUGCCCCCGGAGGAGUUCCGAAUGCCACGACGGGAGAGGCUGACCAUCAGCAAGCACAUAGAACGGAUGCAGCUUGCUCGAGCCCUGAGGAAUAAGCAGUUUUUACCUUAUAUUGAAAGAUUUAGGAGCUCUUCACUUCUGUCAGGAGGAGGCCUGGGCCUCAUGGCAAGGGACAAGGCUGGGGGAGGCGAAGACGUCGGGGACACCGAUGACUGUGAUGAUGCGCAUCGAAAGGAGAGAGACGAGGCAGAGAGCAAAACCACGAGGAGACAGGAAAUAAAGAUGAACGUAAUCUUCAAGUCAGAAGAACCAAAAAAAUGUGGAACGUACCAUCCAAAUGAUCUAAAACCAUUCCUCCCCACCAAGAAAGCAGAAAGGUCCAUCACUGGCUUAUCAAACAGAAAUCUUUUGCACCUGGCUGAAUUCCCUGGAGACCUGAUGCUGAUGAAUCAGGAUUUUAUAUCACGGGGAGUUCACCCCAGGGAUGUGUCGAAGGCCACCUACCUGGAAGAUGAGAGUGCCUGGAAAGAGAACAUGCGCAAAGCUGCUUCCCGCCACUAUUAA
Hippopotamus amphibius kiboko is the source of this 1032-nucleotide messenger RNA. RefSeq lists its product as uncharacterized. The coding region runs from base 1 to 1032 and encodes 343 amino acids. The record is from RefSeq and is a predicted model, not a curated record. Lineage: Eukaryota; Metazoa; Chordata; Mammalia; Artiodactyla; Hippopotamidae. The transcript is spliced from 3 exons.